Trichechus manatus latirostris (Florida manatee) is the source of this 6507-nucleotide messenger RNA. It is a transcript of the gene GNE, whose product is annotated as glucosamine (UDP-N-acetyl)-2-epimerase/N-acetylmannosamine kinase. The transcript has 11 exons. Gene Ontology annotation, molecular function: UDP-N-acetylglucosamine 2-epimerase activity; N-acylmannosamine kinase activity; hydrolase activity, hydrolyzing O-glycosyl compounds. The record is from RefSeq and is a predicted model, not a curated record. Bases 1228 to 3534 code for a protein of 768 amino acids. Gene Ontology annotation, biological process: UDP-N-acetylglucosamine metabolic process. NCBI's taxonomy places the organism in Eukaryota, Metazoa, Chordata, Mammalia, Sirenia, Trichechidae.
GGUGGGGUGAAGAGGAACAGGUUUACAUGAAGCCUUUCCAAAAGAGUGUGACACUUCAACUGAGUUUUGAAGGAUGAGGAGGAGUCCAGGCAAGAGAGAAAGGAAGUUUUAGGGAGAGAUACUUGCAUCUGUAAAGGCACAGAGGUAUGGAGAUGACUCAUUGAACUGCAGGUAAUGGUAUGGCUGGUGCUGUGGCACAGAGUAAGGGUAAUUGUAGAUACGAGAGAAGAGGUUGGAAAGAUGGGCUAGGUCCAGAUAAGCAAUUUGGGCUUUAUCCCAUAGGUGGUGUAUCCUGGUUAGUGUGAUAUAAUCAGAUUUAUGAACUUUGGAAAGAUCACUCUGAAAGUUUGGGCCGGGUAAGGCAAGACUAGAGACAAGCAAACCACUCCCAUUAAGUAGUUUAGACCUGAGAUGAAGCCAUGGACUAGACAAAGUCCUGGUGGGAUGAAGAAGAGGGAAUAUAUUUGAAAGAUAUUCUAGAGAUGGAAUUGCCAGGGCUUCCAAGAAAUAGGGUAAGGAACAGAGGAGACAAAGAUACCAAAGCAUUUGGGUAAAUGGAAGUGCAUAACUGAGUUAGAGAAUAAGGAAAGAGGAAUAGGUUUGGGAAAGAAAGUGAGCUCAGUUUUGGGCACUGACUUUAAGGUGCCUGUGGGACACACAAUAGAAGAUAUCUGGUAGGCAUUUAGAGUUGUCAGUUCGGUAGGCACUGGUGGAUAGAUGUUAAUGAAGCCUUGAAGGUAGGGCUUUUAUUUUAUUCAUCUUUCUCUUCCCCAGCACUGAUCAUCUGUACGUAGGGAGUAUAUAACAUGAGAGUGAAUAGAUCUUGUUCCUUACAAGAUGUGAUACUGAAUCUUGAGGAAGUUAUUUCGCCUCUCAAGACCUGUGUUUCCCUUUCUGUAAGUGAGGGAGUUGAACUAGAUCAGUGGUUGUCAGCCAGAGUUUUGCAGCAUUCUGAUACGUUGGGAUCAAUUGUGAAGUGUGGCAAGUAAAUUUUUAACUAAUAUGAAACAGCUGAUGUUUGCUUGCAUUUAUAAAUUAGAGUUGAUUAUGUCAGUCUUUCUCAGUUGCAUUCCAGUGUGCUUUCUUGAGUGUGGGAGAAAGAGGUGGAGUUAUAGUUAGUCUGCUGGGAUUUCAUAGCUCUGGCUACGCCAGUGGGAGUGGCACACAGGAGUGUCAUCCUUCAUUAGGUGGGGUGGGAAAAAAAAAGGUUAAGAAUAACUGUACUGAAUGGUGGUUAAGGACUUAAAACUGCAAAAUUCUGUGCUUAUAUCUAGGGUGUAUCAUUCUGAUUAUAAACAAUCAUUUUUAUUUUUGCAACUUCAGGAACUCUAUUUUAAGACCCUUUCAAAACGAAAGAAACAAGUCAUGGAGAAGAAUGGGAAUAACCGAAAGCUUCGGGUUUGCGUUGCUACUUGCAACCGUGCUGAUUAUUCCAAACUUGCCCCAAUCAUGUUCGGCAUUAAAACAGAACCUGAGUUCUUUGAACUUGAUGUGGUGGUACUUGGCUCUCACCUGAUAGAUGACUACGGAAAUACAUAUCGCAUGAUUGAACAAGAUGACUUUGACAUUAACACCAGGCUACACACAAUUGUUAGAGGAGAAGACGAGGCAGCCAUGGUGGAGUCGGUAGGCCUGGCCCUGGUGAAGCUACCAGAUGUCCUUAAUCGCCUGAAGCCUGAUAUCAUGAUUGUUCAUGGAGACAGGUUUGAUGCCCUGGCUCUGGCUACAUCUGCUGCUUUAAUGAACAUCCGAAUCCUUCACAUUGAAGGUGGGGAAGUCAGUGGGACCAUUGAUGACUCUAUCAGACAUGCCAUAACAAAAUUGGCUCACUAUCAUGUGUGCUGCACCCGAAGUGCAGAGCAACACCUAAUAUCCAUGUGUGAGGACCAUGAUCGCAUCCUUUUGGCAGGCUGUCCUUCCUAUGACAAACUUCUGUCAGCCAAGAACAAGGACUAUAUGAGCAUCAUUCGGAUGUGGUUAGGUGAUGAUGUAAAAUCUAAAGAUUACAUUGUUGCACUACAGCACCCUGUGACCACUGACAUUAAGCAUUCCAUAAAAAUGUUUGAAUUAACAUUGGAUGCACUUAUCUCAUUUAACAAGCGGACCCUAGUUCUGUUUCCAAAUAUUGAUGCAGGGAGCAAAGAGAUGGUUCGAGUGAUGCGGAAGAAGGGCAUUGAACAUCAUCCCAAUUUCCGUGCAGUUAAACACGUCCCGUUUGACCAGUUUAUACAGUUGGUUGCCCAUGCUGGUUGUAUGAUUGGGAACAGCAGCUGUGGGGUUCGAGAGGUUGGAGCUUUUGGAACACCUGUGAUCAACCUGGGGACACGUCAGAUUGGAAGAGAAACAGGGGAGAAUGUUCUUCAUGUCCGGGAUGCCGACACCCAAGACAAAAUAUUGCAAGCACUGCACCUUCAGUUUGGUAAACAGUACCCUUGUUCAAAGAUAUAUGGAGAUGGGAAUGCUGUUCCCAGGAUUUUAAAAUUUCUCAAAUCUAUUGAUCUUCAAGAACCACUACAAAAGAAAUUCUGCUUUCCUCCGGUGAAGGAGAAUAUCUCUCAAGAUAUUGACCAUAUUCUUGAAACUCUAAGUGCCUUGGCUGUUGAUUUGGGUGGGACAAACCUCCGAGUUGCAAUAGUCAGCAUGAAGGGUGAAGUAGUUAAGAAGUACACUCAGUUCAACCCUAAAACCUAUGAAGAAAGGAUUGAUUUAAUCCUGCAGAUGUGUGUGGAAGCUGCAGCAGAAGCUGUAAAACUGAACUGCAGGAUUUUGGGAGUAGGUAUUUCCACGGGUGGCCGUGUAAAUCCUCGGGAAGGAAUUGUGCUACAUUCAACAAAACUUAUCCAAGAAUGGAACUCUGUGGAUCUCAGGACCCCCUUGUCUGACACUUUGCAUCUCCCUGUAUGGGUAGACAAUGAUGGCAACUGUGCUGCCCUGGCAGAAAGGAAAUUUGGCCAAGGAAAGGGACUGGAAAACUUUGUGACACUUAUCACAGGCACAGGAAUUGGCGGUGGCAUCAUCCAUCAGCAUGAAUUGAUCCAUGGAAGCUCCUUCUGUGCUGCAGAACUUGGCCACCUUGUUGUGUCUUUGGAUGGGCCUGAUUGUUUGUGUGGAAGCCAUGGGUGUAUUGAAGCAUAUGCUUCUGGGAUGGCCUUGCAGAGGGAAGCAAAAAAGCUACAUGAUGAAGACCUGCUCUUGGUGGAAGGGAUGUCAGUGCCAAAAGAUGAAGCUGUGGGUGCACUCCAUCUCAUCCAAGCUGCAAAACUGGGCAAUGCAAAGGCCCAGAGCAUCUUACGAACGGCUGGGACAGCUUUGGGUCUUGGAGUUGUGAACAUCCUGCACACAAUGAAUCCUUCCCUUGUGAUCCUCUCUGGAGUCCUGGCCAAUCACUAUAUCCACAUUGUCAAAGAUGUCAUCCGCCAGCAAGCCUUGCCCUCAGUUCAGGACGUGGACGUGGUGGUUUCGGAUUUGAUGGAUCCGGCCCUGCUCGGUGCUGCCAGCAUGGUCCUGGACUACACAACUCGCAGGAUCUACUAGGCCUCCCGGGGUGGACAUGGGCCGAGCCUCCAGAACUAUACAGUGAAAUCAAGUUGUUGUCUUUUUGAUUAGCAUUUUUUUAAAAAAGCAGAUGACUUUGGAAGAGAAAUAAGCAUUUUUGUUUUUUGUCUUCUCUUCCGAAGUCACCUUUCCCAACCCCCCUUUUGUAGAUGCUGCUCUUUUUCCUAAUAGGGGUCAUUUCAGUUCCAACCCUGUAAGUACCGGUCACAAUUCUCUGUGCCAAAAAGAGCUACUAUAUAAAUGCUUACUUGAUAUACCAGGCCUUGCUUGGGGUGGGAGUUUGGAUUAAUAAUUCUUCCUCUUCUGACUCCAAACCCAGUUCACAGAUAGAGAUCUAUCUAGUCAGGGAACAGAAGGAAAUCUCACUGUGAAACCCUCGAAUAAUUUUAAAAAAAAAAGCUUUACUGAGCUAUUUUUAAAGUGUACAGUAGAGUCAUCCCUUGGUAUCCACAGGGGAUUGGUUCCAGGACCCCCUCGGAUACCAAAAUCCUCGGAUGCUCCAGUCUCUUACAUAAAAUGGCAUAGUGUUUGCAUAUAACCUGCACACAUCCUUCUGUAUACUGAAAAUCAUCUCUAGAUUACUUAUAAUACCUAAUGCCAUGUAAAUGCUGUGUAAAUAGUUGUUUCCUCACAGUUGAAGGCUUGCUUUGGAAGGGAGCCUUUAUUUUCUAUGAGUUUCUUGAGCUAUUCUGGGAACGCUGAUGCUGCGUGGUCAUCAGCCAAUGCCGAUUUGCCCAUGAUCUUGAAGUUCUUGAGGUUGUAGCGCUUUACAGAGCUAGCUAGCCAUCCCUUACUAGCCUGAAACUCCUUCCUCUUGCCCUCCUUAACCCACUCACAGUAGUACUCAGAGGCUAAGUGCUUCUUCACACAUAGUUUUGCCAUCAACAGGGAUAUGCUUCUGUGACAUGUCCUCUAGCCACAUGCUUCAUGGUUUCUCAGUCUUUGCAAGCAGAAAGACCAUUUUGCCAUUGUAGGGGCAGCACUAACACUUCCAUGAAUUUCAGCUCCUUUGUGUGCUUUAUUGUGCAAACACUUGAUUUGUUCUUACCGACCUUAUGGCCUGCUUCGGCAAGCAACAUGCCACUUUUCAAAAGAGCUAAGAUUUCUAUUAGCUCGUCAAGAGAUAGCACUUUAUGCUUCCUCUUAGCCUUUGAAGGAUUGCUUUGACCACUUAAUUGCUUUUUAGGAGCCAUUUUUUCACAGAAACAAAGGGUGCACACAAGUAGUGAACAAAUGAGACACGAGGCAAACAAUGCUCAAACAAAUGCUGGAGAGAGACUGAGGAUAUGUGAAAUGGAGGCUACAGCAGGGUAUGCCUACGCAUCACUUCAUUCGCGUGGAUUCAGCAUAGUGUUCAGUGUGCGGCAAAUUCAAGUGUUUUUGCUUUUUGGAACUUUUUUUUCUGAAUAUUUUCUAUCUGCAGUUGUUUGAAUUCAUGGAUGUGGAACUUGUGGAUAUGGAGGGCCGACUGUAUAAGUUUUGGCAUAUGUACACGCAUGUGAAGCCAUCACCAUAAUCAAGACAUUAGAUAUAUCUGUCACCCCAAAUAUUAUUUGUUGGAAGAUGUUAUUUUGUUAUUAUUCCAGCAGAAUAGACUUUAGACCAGGGAUAUGAAUUACAGUGCCCUUGGUGACCUUGUCCUUAUCUUCUUAGGGACAGCUGGAAAGCCACUGGGACUUAAACCCUCGAAAGGAGAUUAACUGUCCCAAAAGGAUCUUUGCCACACAUACUCCUCCCUCCGAUAGCUUUUCAUAUUAUGUUGAAAAUAACCCUAGACUGUCUAUUAGGGCAGUGUUUGUAUGUGUUAUGAUAGUGUCCAGAUCUGUAGAUUUGAAUUCUGGCUAAAUAAGACUGUGCUUUCAUUGGUGUCAAAAUACAAAGGCCAAGGCAAGGAAAUUCUUGUUAUCAGUUGCAACCUGGAAGAAAUACUAAAAGCAACCAUUUAUCAAGUGCCUACUGUGUGGUAGGCUCUGAACUAGGUGCUUCAUAAAUAUCCUGAAGUCUCACAACCCAGGAGGUAGAUAUCGUAAUUCUGAUUUUAGAGACAAAAACUAAGGCUUAAUGUGUUUAAGUGAUGUGCCUAUAGCUAUGGGGCUAGUGAGAGAAACCGGAUUUGACUCCCACGUCCGUCUGUGCUUUUUCUGCGAAAUCACCCAAGCUCUCAUUUUCAAAAAACACUUUCAAAAUGAAAAUAUACCCUAAUUUACUCCAGGCUACCAAAAGCUUUAAUAAGAACAUCUGACUUGCAAAUAACUUGAUGUAUCCUUGACCCUCUCAGCUGUGAAUUUAAUCAAAUAUUCCUCUCUGCUAUGGAAAUUUUGCCAGCACAGUAUUUGGUCUAGGAAUGUGACAGGUUCUUACGGGUACUUUUAGGUUAUCUAAAAAAGCAUAUGCAUAUGUUUUUCAGAUCUUUUCUUUUCAUUUUAGGAAAACCUGAGAAUUUCUACAACAUAUUGUUUCAGUGUUAACAUAUAAAAUAAAUUGAAGGACUCAAGAUCACAUUUGAACUGCCUUCCUUCCUGGUGGGUCAAUGUGAAAAAUAGGUUGGCUGAUUCCUAGACCUCUGCCAGCCCUUAAAUAAUCUCCUGGUUAUUGUUGAAACAUUCCAUGAUGACUCCUGUGAAGGAAGCUAGUCUGCUCAGCCAUCAGUGUCUCCGACAAGAUGGUGUACUGUGAAGGCGAAUCAGUCAUUCCUUGGUGAAAUCUGCAACUGCUCUGUACACCAAACAACUGCUUUGCUACCAAGUUUCAUACCAAAUACUGAAAGGACUGAACUGAAUCAAAAAGCAAAUCUUAGUUUUUAUUAAGUUCAUGGAUAGGCCAAUAUAUCCUGACAUAAAUUAUUACAUAUAAUUAAAUAAUCACAUUAAGUUAAAAUCUUAAUUUAUUUUAAUGUAAAUUUGUUAAAGUUUUGAGCCAAAUUCUAAAGAAAAAAUAAAUACAUUUCUUCGU